Schistocerca nitens (vagrant locust) is the source of this 849-nucleotide messenger RNA. Its product is annotated as venom carboxylesterase-6-like. The record is from RefSeq and is a predicted model, not a curated record. NCBI's taxonomy places the organism in Eukaryota, Metazoa, Arthropoda, Insecta, Orthoptera, Acrididae. The transcript is spliced from 6 exons. Bases 1 to 849 code for a protein of 282 amino acids.
AUGGAGAGCGGCGUCGCCUCCGCCCCGUGGGCGCUGCAGCCCAGCCCGCGCGACGUCGCCUACCGGCUGGGCGCCGCCCUGGGCUUCCAGCAGCAGGGGGACAACGCCACUCUGGACGACGAACGCCUCGCCGCCUUCCUGAGGGCGGCCGACCCAGAGGACCUGUCGACGGCCCAGAUCAUUGGGUACCCAGGUAUCAUAGCCUUCGCUCCAGUCGUAGAACCACUGUCCGACUCUGCGGUGAUCACCGAGCUGCCUGAGGUCAGCCUGACUGAGGGCCGCUACAACAGGGUGCCCUUCAUGGUCGGUGUCACUUCGGGGGAAGCCAGUAACUUCGCCAUCGUUGUGCAAUCUCUGAACGACUCAGAAGCUGCUGAGAUCUUCAUGCAGUCGGUGGUAGACCAGAUUCCUCUUCCCACAGAGGAGGAACGUAUUGAGGCUGCCAAACGGGUUGAGGAGUUUUACUUCGGAGCUGAAGGAUUCAGAGUGAACAAGUCACAAGCAAUCAAUGACAUAUACUCGGACAUGUUGUUCAUACAGCCUGCAUAUGCGUUUGCCAGAUCAGCAGUGAACACAAGCAGCUUGCCCGUCUAUUUCUACUACUUUGACUAUGAUGGAUGGGGCUCAACAGAAUAUGGUAUGUCGCACGCAAUGGAAAUAGCGUAUUUGUUUCCUGGUACAUCUGGACCGGAUCAAGAUCCAGCCUCCAACGAUGGGAAAGUGAUCCAACAGCUGACAACAUUGUGGACAAACUUCGGCAUAUACGGUUGUGGUGAUGGCAUCAACCAUGAGCAAUCAGACUGUGGUGACGGUGUGCCGACGGACGUGGGCUCUGGCAUCCACAAAUAA